UUGGCUGUAGUUUCGGCUCGGCGGGUAACGGCCCGGGGCCGCCAGGCGCGUGGCUGUCUGAAGCAAUGGCCUCGAGUGGCUCCGAGGAAGGGGCGGCCGAGGUAGAACCGGGCUCGGGUCAGAGCUCCCGCUCAUGGCCUGCCGGGCCCUCGUCCGGCGCUGGGCCGAGCCGGCGGCCGCUUCUUUCCAACCAGGGCGAAGAAGAGGCGGAGGCCGACCCAUUGCCAGCCCAGUACCCGUCCCACCUGGGGGCCGUGCCAGGGCGAGACAAGGUGGCCCUGUACUGCGACAGGCUGCUGCGGGGCUGCAAGGCAGAAGAUGCCAAUGAAGCAAUGAGUAAAUAUCUUCUGGAGAAACUGAAGAUGAAAGAAAAAUGGCUUGGAGUCUGGAAGACCAAUCCAGAGCUUUUCUUCAUCAAUUCUGAAAAUGUCCUUAUACCUUUUGUUGGAAUACUUGUUGAAGUUUCUUGCAAACCAUCUCAGAGCACCUCAUCUCACUUGAAAGCUUCUAUAUCUGUUGCUGAACCAUUUUCCUCUAAUAUUGCAAAUAUUCCAAGAGAGCUUGUUGAUAAUGUUUUGGAGGAACUGGACCAUUCUGUACCUCUGCUGGAAAUCUACCCUGUCGAGGGGCAGGAUAUGGUAGUAUUUGAUAUUGCCCAGGCUUUGGACGUUGUGAGGUUUUUCUAUGACUUCCUUUGGAGGGACUGGGAUGAAGAUGAAAGUUGUGAGACCUAUGCGGCACUGGUAGAAGAGAGAAUUAAACUUUGGUGUGAUAUUGAGAAUGGAACUAUUCCUGUUCCAAUUGGUCAACGUUUUAGAAAAAAUCUGGAGAAGUAUAAAAACAUGCAUUUGGAAUUGAUUCAGUACCAAAGUAAUAUUAAAGAAGAACCUACAGCAGAAGAAGCUGUUGAAUGUUAAAAAUACUAUGAACUAGUAAUGCUAUGUGGAUUGCUGAAAAUAUGGGAGGACCUUCGCCUCAGAGCUCAUGGACCUCUGACCCCAAGGAUACUGAGGCGUAGGAGAGGACACAGAGAUGAUGGGAAAGCUGUAACUCAUAUUGUAGCUAAAACAAUGACAGCAGAAAUGGUUAAGGAUUUUUCUGUUGACACACUGCUUCAACAACAUGAUAAUUUAAACAUGGCUUUGGAUAGCUGUUACAGUGGCGAUAAAGUGGUCAUUUUCCCGGGAGAAUAUAAGGCUCUAAACCUCUCCAUGUUAACUGAGGAUAUUAUUAUUCAAGGAGCUGGGAAGCCAGAAGAAAUUGUGAUCGUUUCAGAGCCUACUCAUGAGAGUUUUGUGGUAUCCAAAGCCCAAAAUGUGAAACUAAUGCACCUCACUUUAGUACAACAGGGGACUGUUGAUGGUAUUGUGGUGGUUGAAUCUGGUCAUAUGACUUUUGUAAACUGUAUAUUGAAAUGUGAAGGAACUGGAGUCUGUGUGCUUACUGGAGCUUCUCUGACUAUUACAAACAGUGAGAUUACUGGAGCUCAGGGUGCUGGUGUUGAGCUGCACCCAGGAAGCACAGCCAUUUUGGAGGGUAACAAAAUUCACCACUGCAAUAACUUCAAAACCAGUGAGAGUUCACAGGGUGCCCUAGGUGGAAUUAACAUUAAGGUUGUUCCUGUCCCUAAACUGAAGAUGAAAAAUAAUCACAUUUAUAGUAACAAUGGUUAUGGAGUGACCAUCCUUCAGCCUACGGACCAACUCUCUACUACAGGAGGGAUACUAGAAUUUACUGCAUCAGGAGAUGCAGAGGAAGAUAUCCUUUCCAAACUAAUGCAUGAAUUGAGCCUAGAGAUGAGUAGUAACACACUAGAUGAUAUCAAGGGUCUGAGCAUAGUUAAUAGUUAAACAUGCAUUUGAUGUAUGUUUUGGUAUAUAAAAAUUGUUUGAUUAAAGCAACAGUACUCCAAGUUGAA
Molecule: messenger RNA, 1918 nt
Organism: Mauremys reevesii (Reeves's turtle)
Lineage: Eukaryota; Metazoa; Chordata; Testudines; Geoemydidae
Product: testicular spindle-associated protein SHCBP1L-like
Biological process (GO): male meiosis cytokinesis; spermatogenesis
Cellular component (GO): meiotic spindle
Source: RefSeq, a predicted model, not a curated record